AUGCAUCAGUCUGAUGUUAUUUUGACUGCGAGUGACCGAAAACUCAACAAUUAUACUUUAAACGUGAAGGUAAAUUUGAAUUUGGAUUCCAUUCAUCAGUCUGAGGAAACACAAACCUUCCAGAUGCAGGAGUCAUCAGUUAAAACACCUUGUCACCUGUCAGCACCUGCCUCAUCACCCCGGGACACCUGUCACUCCUGUUUGCCCCUUCAGAGGCUGCAGUCAUGUGCUGCCCACAACUUCUGUGCUCACUCAUGUCACAGCAGUGAGUGGAAUAUUUGCGAAGAGCUUCGCCUGCGGGAACUUGAAGAAGUCAAGGCCAGAGCUGCCCAGAUGGAGAAGACCAUGCGGUGGUGGUCAGAUUGUACUGCCAACUGGAGAGAAAAGUGGAGCAAAGUCCGGGCCGAAAGAAACAGCGCCAGGGAGGAAGGCAGACAGCUGAGAAUAAAAUUAGAGAUGACAGUGAAAGAACUGAGUGCACUGAAAAAGAAGCAGAGCUUGCCACAUCAAAAGGAGGUAUUAGAAACUGCCCAGGACCUAAAACAUCCUACUUUCCUAGAAGGACCUUCUGCACAAAAAACCCAGUUUCACAUUGGUUCAAAAACAUGGAAGUCUAUCAAAGAGUGUCUCGUAAAAAGAGAUUUUCCUAUAAAGGAGAACCUGGAUAGUAAGGAAGAAGGUUUGAAUAUUGACCAGUUAAAAUUGAAUGAGGAAAUGAAAGUCAAUCUUAGCUGUGCUGAUUCAUUCAAAAAUGUUGGUUCUGAAAACAGCACACUGAAAUCUUCAUUAAGACUGCAAGCAAUAAAUCUGCCUUUGGAGAAAGAAAUGCCUGAAAUUUUAGCCUUGCAGGUACAUCUGGAUGAGUUCCAGAAAGUUUUAUGGAAAGAAAGAGAAAAGCGCUCAUCUUUGGAAAAAGAAGUAGAACGGCUGGAGUCAGCUUUGUCUGUAUGGAAAUGGAAAUAUGAAGAACCGAAAGAAUCAGAGCCAAAAAAUCUGAAAGAGUUUAACAUUAUUCCUGGUCAACAUGAAAAUGAAAUGAAAAAAAUAGCGGGAGAUAUAAAAGAAGAGUCAAAAUGUCAAUCCAGCAAGGACAGAGUGAUCUACGAGUUAAGAGCUGAGCUAGAGAGAUUGCAAGCUGAAAAUAAUUUGGAGCAGAAGCAGAGGGAAAUACUUGAAACCGAAAAACAAGUACUGGAAAGAGAAAAUAGAAGGCUAAAGGCCCAGGUGAAAGAAAUGGAAGAGCUUCUGGAGAGGAAAAAUGUAUUAAGUGUAAACUCUCCAGGUCCUGACUUCAAGACAUCACAAAUUGAACUGCAAGAAAAAAUCAAGGCAAGUUGGUGGCUGUUUUGGUGGCCUGUCCUUGGCAACAUGGAGAAAGAGCAGGGAAAUGGGAGAGGUCUGCUGCGCCAAGGUCUCUGGCAUGAUGGUGGAGCUCCAAGGCGUGGUCUGAAGUCUGCUGGCGGCGACCCCCGGAAGGAGACGUGCUCAGCAAAAGUCCAUGUGCUGCGGAAAUAGUGGGGGAGGCACAGGAAAAGAAGACAUGGGAUCCCCCAAAUUAACAUUUUAGGUACUCUCCUCCAAGGAUCUGGUGGUUAUUCUCAGUUUUUGUAGCUAAGGGAAUUGUCGUCAUGACCUUUCCUAGUUGCUUUAGCCUUACAUCCUGUUGUUCCUCUCUGUCCGAAUCUAUUUGCACUGAAAUUAAAGUACCUUUCUAUGUUGUUUUAGGGACUUUAUCCAUCAAUUCAGAUUAUUCUUGCAGUAUGUUAGUUAUAUAGCUUAGUUUCCUUAAUGAUGGAGCCUGUUCCAAAUUGUUAUUUUGGAAGUUUUCUGUUAGCAUCUACAGCAAAAUACUUGUUGAUUCCUUCUUUACCGAAGAAUGGCAACAGCUUGCUCUGGGCCUUUAUGUGUUUGUACUGCAAACAUUGCACCAAAUGAUCAAUGUUCACCUCCCCACAGGAAUAGAAUUACUUUUAUUCGUAUACAACCUGAAAAUAAAUCUCCUCUUCAAGU
Molecule: messenger RNA, 2010 nt
Organism: Suricata suricatta (meerkat)
Lineage: Eukaryota; Metazoa; Chordata; Mammalia; Carnivora; Herpestidae
Gene: CCDC102B
Product: coiled-coil domain containing 102B
Source: RefSeq, a predicted model, not a curated record